AUGGCCUACUCGAACUCGUCGCGGGCGCUGGCCUUCCUCACCGAGACGUCCGAGGAUGCCAUCGCCGCGCUCAAGGGCAUCGUCGGCGGCGCCGGGUCGGCAAAGUACCUCGACACGUCCGAGGACAAGGUGUCGCUCAUCACGUCCCAGAUCGACUCGAGCCGCGACGAGGAUCGCAUCCACGGCCUCACCCGCAUCGUCGCCAUGAUCUCAAAGGGCAGGGACGCCUCGAGCUUCCUGCCCGGCGUGCUCAAGCUCACCUCGUCCACCAACAUGGAUGUCCGCAAGCUCGUCUACAUCAUCCUCCUCCGCUACGGCAACAGCAACCCGGACCUCACGCUGCUCAGCAUCAACAGCUUCCAGCGCGACCUCUCGGACCCCAGCCCCCUCAUCCGCGCCAUGGCCCUGCGUGUCCUCAGCGCCAUCAAGGUCAAGAUGGUCUCGGCCAUCGUCCUCAUGGCCGUCUCCAAGGCCACCCGCGACCCCAACCUCUACGUCCGCAAGAUCGCCGCCCUCGCCGUGCCAAAGUGCUUCGAGCUCGACCGCACCCAGCUGCCCUCGCUCCUCGAGAGCCUCUCGACGCUCCUCUCUGACCGGUCCCCCUUUGUCCUCGGCGCAGCCUUGGCGGCGUUCCAGGAGAUGUGCCCGGAUCGGUGGGACCUGCUGCAUCCGCACUACCGCAAGAUCUGCCACGCGCUUGCCGACGUGGACGAGUGGGGCCAGAUCACCUGCCUCGAGGUGCUGAUGCGCUACUCGAGGGCCAACUUCGUCCAGCCCACCGUCGCAUCGCUCGCUUCGCCAGGUCAGGGGCAAGAGGCCCAGGUCGAAGCGUCGGGCCAGGCAUCAUCCGGCAGCGGCCGGGAGAAAACCGGAGCGACGGCGGCCAGGUCCGAGACGCGCGCAGCUGCCCCUGCCUCUGCCCCGAAGGCCAUGCACUCGGCUCUCGAGAGCUUCCUCGAGGGGGAAGAAGGGCCUCGGACAGACGCCAUCGGGACGGCAUCACCCAGCAGCGGCGAGAAGCCAUCCUCGUCGUCGUCCACUUCAGCCUCGGCAUCGAUCGACCGGGACCUGGAGCUGCUGCUGGUCAAGGCCGAGCCGCUGCUGCAGAACCGCAACCCGGCCGUCGUGAUGGCCGCCGCUCGCCUCAUCUACUAUCUGGCCCCGGCCUCGCGCCACCACGUGCUCGCGAGGCCGAUUGUGCGGCUAGUGUCGCGAUCGACGCCGGACGUCGUCUACCUCGUCCUGCUGAGCGCCCUCGACAUUGCGCGUUCCUCGCCGGAGCUGUUUGCGCCCUACGCUACCGCCUUCUUCCUCGGUCCCGCCCACGUCGAGCCUGCGCACGUCUCGCUGCUCAAGCUCGACAUGCUGACGGUGGUCUGCAACCGGGUCAACGUCGCGCUGGCGCUGCCCGAACUGGCGGAGCACGUGCGGUCGCCCUCGGACCUGAUCGCCACGCACGCCGUCGGCUGCCUCGGCCGGCUGGCAGCCAAGCUGCCCGACGCCUGCAGGGACAGAUGCCUGGCCGCCCUCCUCGACCUGCUCAAGCAGAAGCAGAGGAGAGAGGGGGCGAUCAAGGCAUCGGCCAGAGAUGCGGUCGUGGCCAAGGCCGUGCUGAUCAUCAAGGACCUCGUCCACGACCAGCGGCAGGAGGGAGGCGCCGGCAGCGCGGCUGGUGGCGAGACGACCGCCUCGAUCGUCCUUCGGCUGGCCUCGCUGCUGUUCGGCGCCCCGCCAAAGCCGUCGGCGUCGGCGACAGAGGCAUCGGCAGGCGCUGCGGCGAGGAAAAAGAGACCCAAGGUCGUGGGCAAGGGCGCCAUACUGCACCCGGGCGCGCGCGCCAGCAUCCUCUGGCUGCUAGGCCAGGACUGCCGCGAGGUGGUGCCGCAGCCCUCGUCGGCGCUGGGCGCUGGCAAGACGCUGGCCGAGCUGGUGCUGCCCGACAUCCUGCGCCGCUGCGCCAUCAACUUUGCCAACGAGGCGUCGAUCGUCAAGUUGCAGAUCCUCACCGUGUCGACCAAGGUGUUUGCCUUCCUCCCCUCGGCGGUGGCCGCAUCCGAAGACGCGGCGCAGCUGAUCGAGGCCGUGACCAAAGUCCACUUCUACCUGCUGCGGCUGGCGCGCUACGACCUCGACUUUGACGUGCGCGACCGCGCCCGCCUCUGCAAGGGCCUGACGGCGGGCCUGGUCGACGUGCCGGCCACCUCGUCGCCGUCGCCGUCGCAGCAUGCCGACGACGGCAGGGAUGGAGGGAUCGCGCGGGAGAUCCUCGACGCCGUCCGGCGCGCGACGCAGGCGGUAGGCGAGUGGUCCGAAGAAGGCGACGCCAACCUCAAGGGCGUGCGUUUGAGGCGCGAGCAGGUGGUCCAUAUCCUGUUUGAGGGCAAGUCGAUCCCCUCGGACCUGGCCGACCAGCUCGAGGCGGACCGGAAGCGGGAGCCAGACAGCAUCGGCGGCAGCGGCGGUGGCACCGCGCUGGCCUCGAAGCUGGGGAGCCUGUCGCUGGCGCUGGACGGCAAGCUGAUCCGGGGCUGGCACGCGACGGCGCUGCCGCCCUGGAGCACGCCCGAAGACGCCACGCCGGCGUCGAAACGCGAUCCGCCGCCGCUACCGUCUACCGCGCCCUCCGGCGGCCUGAGCGCUGGCGGUGGCGCGGGGACGGGCGGCAAGGUGGUGCUGGUGCCGCUCGAGUCGACGCGGUCGUCGCCCGUCCCGUCGAAUCGGGAGGGCAAGAGCUCGUCGACCGCCGGCGGCGCCACGACAAAGGGGCGAUACAAGGACCUCGACGCCUUCCUCGACGAGAGCAGCGAUGACGAAGACGCCGAGACUGAGAGCGAGAGCGACUUCGAGGUGGACAGGGCGGCACGGGAGGAUAGUGAAUUUGGAGGAGAGGAGAGCGACAGCGGGCAGGACGCGGAAGACGAGAGCGACGCGGAGAGUGUCGACGACGACGAUCAUGACGAUGAUGAUGACGACGACGACGACGAGGAAGAGGAAGAGGGGACGUCGGCGUGGAAGUCGUAG
Messenger RNA from Pseudozyma flocculosa PF-1, 3021 nucleotides. RefSeq lists its product as uncharacterized. Lineage: Eukaryota; Fungi; Basidiomycota; Ustilaginomycetes; Ustilaginales; Ustilaginaceae. The record is from RefSeq and is a predicted model, not a curated record. Gene Ontology annotation, cellular component: AP-3 adaptor complex; membrane coat. Gene Ontology annotation, biological process: vesicle-mediated transport; intracellular protein transport. Bases 1 to 3021 code for a protein of 1006 amino acids. The transcript has 2 exons.